This is a messenger RNA of Punctularia strigosozonata HHB-11173 SS5, 977 nucleotides long. RefSeq lists its product as uncharacterized. The coding region runs from base 96 to 977 and encodes 293 amino acids. The record is from RefSeq and is a predicted model, not a curated record. Gene Ontology annotation, cellular component: mitochondrial inner membrane. Gene Ontology annotation, biological process: potassium ion transport; proton transmembrane transport. Lineage: Eukaryota; Fungi; Basidiomycota; Agaricomycetes; Corticiales; Punctulariaceae. The transcript is spliced from 5 exons.
CCUUUGGCUCAUAUUGACUCAUAUACCGUAUAUAUACCUGGCCUCUCUUCUAAUAAGUUCCGUGAGCCCCUGCUGAACCUCAAGCAGACUUUGGAAUGUCCCUGCCUAUCAAAGUGACACGGAAUCUUCGUAUAAUUGCCCUACCAUUGACGAGGGCCACACGGACCCAUGGCGCCUUGACAUACUAUCAAUUCGUGACGCCAGUACCAGCUGGGGAGGCGAACAAAAGUCCCGGACUCAUCAAAUGGGCGUCCAAUAAAGCCGUGGGUGUCUGGGCAGGAUUUGGGAAGGCUCCUGAGGGCAACUGGAAGCUCAAAGUCUUCCGUUACGGGGAGCGGCUCAUUGACAAAAUCGACUUUGAGGAACUCGCAUUAAAGAGCCUGGACGUCUCGUUGGCUCCGAAGUUAUCGAAGUUCGGCAACUCGGAAGUUCAGUUGGAAAAGGAUCGCCCUAAUAUACCAUUAUACUAUCCUCAGGCAUCUCCAUCUCCAUUGUCACACCUUCAAAGUCUCGUCGAGAAACGGGCGCCAACCCAUAGGAAGGGUUUCUUGACAUGGAUGCUACUUGCACCUGUGACCGCACCAGUUGCCCUCAUCCCCGUCAUACCAAACCUUCCUUUCUUCUACUGUGUGUGGCGGUCAUGGUCUCACUACCGCGCCUACAAAGCCUCAGAGUACCUCCAAUCCCUGAUUGAGGAAGGGGUCAUCUCACCGGAGCCCAAUCCGGAGCUGGAGUCCAUAUAUGCAAGCCACCAGCCACUACGGGAUGCGGACUCAGAUGCCUCAUCAACACCAGACCAGGUGGCCCCACAGCACCGAGAUGCACCUACUCAGAGCAACACCGCAUCGGAGGGGUUACUCCUCACGCGCGAGGCGAUUCCUUCAGUAUUGCAGCUCUUUGACCUGCCACCGACGUCUGCUGCGGAUAUAUAUCGCGCAAUGGAACAAGCGAAGGUGAGAUUAGGUCGCGGUACAUAA